CGCACACCACCCCGACGCCCCCGCCCAUCGCCCCGCCCCAAUCCAAAACGCAGCACCUUCGACCUCGAACCCAACCCCUUCGAGCAGUCCUUUGCCCGCCCCUCCAACGACUCCUCCCUCCGCACCCAGCAGAAAAGCCCCGAGUCCACCACUCGUUCCUCCGCCUCCCAGCCCUCCUCCCGCAAUGAUGACUCCCGCACCUCAAAAUCUCAGGACCGCGACGACGGCAAGCCGACUCUUCCCCCGAUAGACGCGAUCGGCUCCCCCGCCGACCCAUCAGCCUACACAUGGGGCUUCUCCUCCUCGGGCCUCUCCAACUCCCUCAGGUCAGGUCCCCUCUCCCCCGCCAUGCUCGCUGGCCCUCAGUCCAACAACCCCAACGACACCCUUACCGCGUUCGAUCCCUCCACCUUCCGCACCGGCCUCACUCCCCGCACCGGCCUCACGCCUGGAACAGGUCUCACCCCCAUCAUCGGCUCCGUCUUCCCUCCUCCCUCCCCUGGCACCGCGGCCUGGCUCAACCUCAUGAACUCCAACGCCGCUCCUUCGCUCUCAAAUGUGGCCACCAUCACCCCCAAUACCCUCUCUGCCAUCACCGGCGCACUCCCCCCGGGCCCACCCCACCACAACAGCUCGCCCACGAACCCUUCGCCCCUGUCCAUGUCCCACACCGCCGCCUACGCCGGUCGCGAGAACGGCCAGCAGAAUGCGAACGCCAACUACGUCACCAGUGCCUCUGAGGCGGCGUCUAACUCGACCAACGGCCUCUUCCUCCUUUCACAGGCCCAUCAGGAGCUUACUAAGCGAGAGCAGGAAAAAGCCGCCGCUGCCAGUGCCCAGACAAACGGAAACGCCGUCGGCCCCGCCAACGGCAAGCGCGGCACAAAGCGCAAGAGCACGUACGAAGACGCGAUGCUCGAGGACAGUCCCGAGCUCGCCCCCCAGGCGCCCCCGAGUGCCAAGGGCGCUUCCUCCAAGCGGACGCGUUCGAACGCCAACUCGGGGCGUGGGAGGCGCAACCAGUCCGAGAGCCUCGGGGAGGAAGAGGAAGAGGAGGACGAUGAGCUUCCACCACCGUCACCAGUGUCAAAGAAGGGAGGCUCCAACCAGUCCAAGAAGCCUGAGACGGAAGAGGAGAAGCGGAGGAACUUCCUUGAGCGGAAUCGGCAAGCCGCGCUCAAGUGUCGCCAGCGCAAGAAGGCGUGGCUUUCGCAGCUGCAGGCCAAGGUCGAGUACCUCACGAACGAGAACGAGCGGCUGACGUCCGCGCUGGUCGCUUCGCGAGAGGAAAUUGCACGCCUAUCGGCCCUCGUCGGUGCUGCGUCGGUUGGUCAACCCGUGCCGCUGCCAGUUUCUGGAACAGGAAAUGGUAUGUCGCUCGGUGUUGGCGUCGGCGUCGGCGGCACCGUCAACGCUGUUGGCGGUGGUGCUGGUGGUCCUCCUAUCAGCGUUAACGUCAGCCUCCCACCACCAGGCAAGAGCGCAGUCGCCAUGGUCGGCGGUGGCGGACGAGGCUACGGAUACUAG
Messenger RNA from Epithele typhae, 1527 nucleotides. RefSeq lists its product as uncharacterized. Lineage: Eukaryota; Fungi; Basidiomycota; Agaricomycetes; Polyporales; Epitheliaceae. The transcript has 2 exons. Gene Ontology annotation, molecular function: DNA-binding transcription factor activity, RNA polymerase II-specific; RNA polymerase II cis-regulatory region sequence-specific DNA binding. Gene Ontology annotation, biological process: regulation of transcription by RNA polymerase II. The annotation marks the transcript as partial. The record is from RefSeq and is a predicted model, not a curated record.